Plenodomus lingam JN3 is the source of this 180-nucleotide messenger RNA. The record is from RefSeq and is a predicted model, not a curated record. Lineage: Eukaryota; Fungi; Ascomycota; Dothideomycetes; Pleosporales; Leptosphaeriaceae.
AUGACCUCGUCUGCGAAUCAACUCUCUUCCACAGGUUCGACCAAAGGCGCUGCUGUGACUGCAAGUGGAUUGCCAUACGCCACAACGGUAUCAAGUGUCCCAGUGUCUCUCCACAUCCUGUACGAACUGCCAAAUCACUUCUUCUCCUUCUCCUCCUUCUCCCUCUUCUUCUUCUGCUAG